This is a messenger RNA of Danio rerio (zebrafish), 5570 nucleotides long. NCBI's taxonomy places the organism in Eukaryota, Metazoa, Chordata, Actinopteri, Cypriniformes, Danionidae. The record is from RefSeq and is a predicted model, not a curated record.
UCGGGUCACGUGACGCAGUGGCUCUCAUAGUUCGUCCGUUCACUGUCGUCGGCGCUUUAUCUCAUCUCACCGAUCAACCGGCGAACAGCGGGAAUUAAACAUGUCCAUCAGCGAGGAUAAGAUUAAAAACAAACUUCAGUCUCCAGGGGAUGACCUUGUCUUCUUCGUUAAUGGAAAAAAGAUCACUGAGAAGAAUGCAGACCCUGAAAUAACACUCUUGACUUAUCUUAGAAGAAGCUUGGGUCUGACAGGAACCAAACUGGGAUGUGCUGAAGGAGGUUGUGGAGCCUGCACUGUAAUGGUCUCCAAAUAUCAUCCAAAUCAAAACCGGAUUAUUCACUAUGCCAUUAAUGCCUGUCUGGCUCCUCUGUGCUCUUUGCAUCACUGUGCGGUAACAACCGUGGAGGGCAUCGGCAGCGUGGCAAGCAAACUCCAUCCCGUACAGGAGCGAAUUGCAAAGGCUCACGGCUCACAGUGUGGGUUCUGUACUCCAGGAAUUGUGAUGUCUAUGUACGCUCUUUUAAGAAACAACCCACAACCCACCAUGCAUGACAUUCAGGAGGCUUUUCAAGGAAACUUAUGCCGCUGUACUGGUUACAGACCUAUUCUAGAAGGCUACAGGACAUUCACAAAGGAUGGGGGAUGUUGUGGUGGGAAAAGUCAGACUAAUGGCUGCUGUAUGACUAAUGGAAACACACAAGAGCAUGAAAAUUCAGCACAUCCAGUUCAGCACUUGUAUGACCAAUCAGAGUUUAUGCCACUGGACCCGACACAAGAGAUUAUUUUUCCACCUGAGCUUGUGAGUCUGAGUAAACAGACCCAAAGAGAGAUGAGGUUCGUUGGGGAGCGAGUGCUUUGGAUUCAACCCUGCUCCCUCAAGGAGCUUCUGGAGCUGAAGGCCACAUAUCCAAAUGCCAAACUAGUCGUUGGGAACACAGAAGUUGGCAUUGAGAUGAAAUUCAAAAACCUUCUUUAUCCUGUGAUUCUGGCACCAGCUUACAUUCCAGAACUGAAUAUCAUCCAACACACUCAGGAUGGUAUUGAGGUUGGCGCAUCAGUGACGUUGACUGUGCUGGGGGAUGUCCUGCAGUCAGCUGUGAAGAAGUUGCCCGCUUAUCAAACUGAGGUUUUUAAGGCUGUUCUAGAGCAGCUGCGCUGGUUUGCAGGACAGCAGAUCCGAAAUGUUGCAGCUGUUGGUGGAAAUAUUAUGACGGCAAGUCCCAUUUCAGACCUCAACCCUGUGUUUAUGGCAGCUGGCUGCAAGCUAACAGUGAUGUCCAAAGGGGAGAAACGAGUUCUUGAAAUGGAUGACAAGUUCUUCACUGGUUAUCGUAAGACUGCUUUGAAGCCAGAGGAGAUUCUUUUGUCCAUUGAGAUUCCAUACACAAAAAAGGGCCAGUACUUCUCAGCCUUCAAGCAAUCCCCUCGCAAAGAGGAUGAUAUCUCUAUUGUCACGUGUGGGAUGAAUGUAUAUUUCAAGGAGCAAUCCAAUACAGUACAGAGUAUCCGAAUAAGCUAUGGAGGAAUGGCCCCUGUCACUGUUCUUGCUACGGCCACAUGCAACAAGUUGCUUAACAGGCAAUGGAAUGAAGAUCUUCUUGAGGAAGCCUGCAGCUCAUUGGCUGAGGAGAUGAGUCUAUCUCCCUCAGCUCCGGGUGGGAUGGUGACAUACAGGCGCACAUUGACUAUCAGCCUCUUCUACAAAUUCUUCCUCACUGUCCAGCACAAACUGGCUGUGAGCCUGCAGAUGGAGGGUGUUACCGUUGAAGACAUCCAACCUGAGUUUUCCACUGCUACUGAACUCUUCCAAGUGGACACACCAUCCAGUGUACAGCUUUAUCAGGAAGUUCCUCCAGGUCAAAAUGAGGAUGAUGUUGUGGGGCACCCUAUCAUACACCUCUCUGCUCUUAAACAGGCCACAGGAGAAGCGGUAUACUGUGACGACAUGCCUUGCUAUGAAAAUGAGCUUCAUUUGGCUUUAGUCACCAGCACUAAAGCUCAUGCCCUCAUAAAAUCCAUUGACACCUCCAGUGCGAUGUCAGUUCCUGGAGUGGUUGCAUUUAUUUCUGCCAAAGACAUCCCUGGAAGUAAUAUGACUGGACCUGUUGUCUAUGAUGAGACAGUUUUUGCAGAUGAUAAGGUCACAUGCGUUGGACAUAUAGUGGGGGCCAUUGUGGCAGACACUCAGGCUCAUGCGCAGAGAGCAGCCAAAGUGGUGAAGAUCAGCUAUGAGGAACUGAAGCCUGUCAUUGUGACCAUUCAGGAUGCUAUUAACAACAAGUCAUUCUUCGAGCCAGUUAGAACUAUAGAAAAAGGAGAUGUUGCACAAGGAUUUAAAGACUCUGAUCACAUCCUGCACGGUGAGAUGCACAUUGGAGGGCAGGAACAGUUUUAUCUGGAGACUAACUGCACGCUGGCUGUCCCUCGUGGAGAGGAUGGAGAAAUGGAGCUGUUUGUGUCCACACAGUCGGCCUCCAAGACACAAGCUCUGGUGGCUAAAGCUUUAGGUGUUCCUGCUAAUCGGGUGGUGUGUCGUGUGAAGAGAAUGGGUGGAGGAUUUGGAGGGAAAGAGAGUCGGAGCACCAUUCUAUCCACUGUGGUUGCUGUUGCCGCACAAAAGGUUAAGUGCCCGGUUCGCUGCAUGUUAGAUCGUGAUGAGGACAUGCUGGUCACAGGUGGCCGCCAUCCUUUCUUUGGACAGUACAAGGUGGGUUUUAUGAAGAAUGGAAGAGUGAUGGCACUUGAGGUGACGCUCUACAGCAAUGCAGGCAAUUCACUGGACCUGUCAUUGUCAAUCCUGGAGAGGGCGCUGUUCCACAUGGAUAACUCCUACAACAUUCCUAACAUUUGUGGCACAGGCUACAUGUGUAAAACCAACCUGCCGUCUAAUUCUGCAUUCAGAGGCUUUGGUGGGCCGCAGGGCAUGAUGAUCGCAGAGAGCUGGAUGAGUGAUGUGGCCUUGAGCUGCGGUCUGCCUGCCGAAGAGGUGAGGAGGAUGAACAUGUAUAAUGAGGGAGAUCUCACACACUUUAAUCAACGUCUGGACCAGUUCACCAUCGCUCGCUGCUGGGAGGAGUGCAUGCAGCUCUCAGACUUCAACAAGCGCAAGGAUGCUGUGGAGAAAUACAACAGGCAGCACCGCUGGACCAAGAGAGGGCUGUCCAUCAUUCCCACCAAAUUUGGCAUCAGCUUUACUGCUGUUUUCCUCAACCAGGCAGGGGCAUUGGUACAUGUGUACUCAGAUGGGUCUGUACUGCUAACUCAUGGUGGAACAGAAAUGGGGCAAGGUCUGCACACAAAAAUGGUCCAGGUGGCUAGUAAAACACUUGAAAUCCCCUGCACAAAGAUUCACAUUACAGAGACCAGCACUAGCACAGUUCCCAACACCAGCCCUACGGCCGCAUCCGCCUCCUCUGACCUCAACGGGAUGGCCGUCUAUAAUGCUUGCCAGACUAUACUACAGAGACUUCAGCCUUUUAAAGAAAAGAACCCCAAAGGCUGCUGGGAAGACUGGGUCACAGCAGCCUACUUUGACAGAGUAAAUCUGUCUGCCAAUGGAUUCUACAAGACUCCAGAUCUUGGUUAUGAUUUUGACACCAACUCAGGAAGGCCUUUUAACUACUUCAGUUAUGGUGUGGCCGUCUCAGAAGUGGAGAUAGACUGUCUAACUGGCAGUCAUAAGAAUCUUCAUACGUCCAUAGUGAUGGAUGUGGGCAAGAGUUUAAAUCCAGCACUGGACAUUGGACAGGUAGAAGGUGGGUUCAUGCAAGGCUUAGGUCUGUUCACGCUAGAGGAACUUCGCUACUCUCCUGACGGUUACCUAUAUACUCGUGGACCUGGCAUGUAUAAGAUUCCUGCUUUUGGGGAUAUUCCCAGUGAAUUAAAGGUUUCGCUGCUCAGAGAUGCUCCAAAUGACAAAGCCAUCUUUUCUUCAAAGGCUGUGGGUGAACCUCCUCUCUUUCUGGCGGCCUCAGUGUUUUAUGCCAUUAAAGAUGCCAUCACAGCUGCCAGGGCUGAGUCUGGACUGACCGGACCCUUCAGAUUGGACAGCCCUGCCACUCCUGAACGCAUACGAAAUGCCUGUGAAGAUAAGUUUACCAAAUUGUGUCCUCCUGCGGAUCCUGGCACCUUUAUUCCAUGGGCAGUGCAGGUCUGAGACUCAGCAAACUCAGUUUAAAGUCAACAUGAAAUCAGUCACUACGUACUUUACUAUUGCACAUUCCUGGUCAUGUGCAAUGAUUCAUUGCUGCUUAUUGUUCCAAGGAAAAAAAAAUGUUUGUCUAAUUAAUCUCCUAAUCAAAAUGUUCCAGCUUACUGUUCGCCUGAAACAACUUUGUUUUCCUGCUGACACAGGCUGUUAGAUAGAUAUCAAAAAACAAAUAAGAUCCAGAAGUUUGCGUUCAUAUCAUUAAAAAUAACCUGUUUCUAAAUGGUCUGUCUCUCAAAGUGACGAGGACGUAUCCCCCUACUGGUUGCUACCCCCACUGCAAAUGACUGUUUAGCAUGGAAAAUUUGGUCUAGUUUCCAAGUGAAUAAAUUCAAGUCUUUUCUUUUCAAGCAUCCCGUUUUAUUGAGAAAUAUGAUAUAUUACACAAGUAAAAUUGUUUGCAAAAGGAUAUUCAUGUUGACUUUAAAAGUAUUAAUAUUGUAUUCAACAUGAGCAUGAUAAAUACAUUGUAAUUGCGAAAGAGAGACUGAGGAUUUUGUACUGAGCAUUUUACUGUGAAAACAUAAGCUUUUGUGCUUUUAUGACCUCUCAAUGAAGCUUUAAUAAUAUGAAUGUGUAAUGAAGUAUAAAAAAGUGCACUUAGUAAUUGUUUCAUCACCUAUGAUUAUUUUGGUAACUAAAGCUUUCUGAUGUUUCUCACACAUUUUUGUUCAUAACUAUCUAUUCGGAGUUUAUACUUUACUAUUAAGUUUUUUUCUUAAUUCUGAGUUCAUAUAUUGCAAUUAUUACUUCUUUUUAAUUGCAUCUUUAUUUCUCACAAUUAUUCGUUUAAAGGAUCUCUCAAAAUUUUGUCUAUAUUUCUCACAAAUCUGAGUUCAUCUUAUAAUUCAGAUGAGUAUUCUCAGAAUAACAAUUCCCUCUCAAUUCAGCGAAGAUGCAAACUUUCAAAGGAUUUAAAGUUACAACCACCUUUUUUCUCGUGACAAUUAAUUAUUUACUCAAUUAUUUUCUUUUUACUUUGAAGUAUUGAAUAUUGAUUAUAUGAUACUGACAAGUAAAUAAAUUAUGUUUUUUUCCAAUAUACAUAGUAAAUUAUAUUUAUGAUUCACACUAGUCUACAGUGAUUGUCAAAUAAUUGUAAUUUGUUCAACAUGAUUCAGAAAAUUGCAUUGUGUAUUCAUAUGUGCUGUAAGCAACAUGUUGAAUCUUGUAACAAAUGACAAUUAUUGCUUUGAAAUGUAUCAAGAGUUGUUACUGGUAAAGGAUUUUAUAGCAUAUACAUAUUGAAUGAGUCACUUCAAAACACCUCAUUGUAUAAAAUAAAACAUUUGUUCUUACAUUUACACAAGACUGAUACCUUAUUUCUAAGUUUACAAUAAAAGUGUUUGUUUGGCAUCGAAAA